Messenger RNA from Brettanomyces bruxellensis, 2145 nucleotides. RefSeq names its product Acetolactate synthase, mitochondrial (gene ILV2). The transcript has a single exon. Gene Ontology annotation, cellular component: mitochondrion; acetolactate synthase complex. The coding region runs from base 1 to 2145 and encodes 714 amino acids. Lineage: Eukaryota; Fungi; Ascomycota; Pichiomycetes; Pichiales; Pichiaceae. The record is from RefSeq and is a predicted model, not a curated record. Gene Ontology annotation, molecular function: magnesium ion binding; flavin adenine dinucleotide binding; acetolactate synthase activity. Gene Ontology annotation, biological process: L-valine biosynthetic process.
AUGUUAAGCACAGCUAUUACGCGCUCAACCAGAAGAGCAGCAUUAAACCUUGCAAAAACUGCAGCAUGCAAGAGUUCGGGACAUCUGAGUCAUACUGGAGCACCACUAAGAUUCUCCCAACUCUUUGCAGCUAGAUAUCGCUCCACAGCUCAUAAUGUUACUAGAGAACAGCCGGCACCAGCAUUUAAUGCUCCAAGUGCUACCGAAAAUGUUGAUGAUGUUGAAGCUGCAGCCGAGGCAGCAGCAGCAGCCGAUCACAUAUGCGUUCAAAGCGCGGACGAGGCAGCUUUUGGAAGGCAUUCGCAUCCUCUAGACAGAAAGAUCGAAAUGGACAGUUCCAUGAUUGGUAUGACCGGAGGGGAGAUAUUCCAUGAAAUGAUGGUCAGACACAAGGUCGAUACAGUUUUCGGAUAUCCGGGCGGUGCCAUUCUCCCCGUUUAUGACGCUAUAUACAACUCCAAGCAGUUCAAUUUUGUUCUUCCACGUCAUGAGCAAGGUGCUGGUCACAUGGCUGAGGGAUAUGCUAGAGUUAGUGGUAAUCCGGGUGUUGUCUUGGUCACUUCCGGACCAGGUGCUACAAACACUGUCACAGCUAUGACUGAUGCUCUUGCAGACGGUGUUCCAAUGGUUGUGUUCACGGGACAGGUCCCUACAUCUGCCAUUGGAACAGAUGCUUUCCAAGAGGCUGAUGUUGUCGGCAUUUCCCGUUCUUGCACCAAGUGGAAUGUCAUGGUGAAAUCCGUUUCCGAGCUUCCUCGUAGAAUAAAUGAGGCAUUCGAGAUAGCAACCACUGGACGUCCAGGCCCAGUUUUGGUUGAUCUUCCAAAGGAUGUUACCUCUGCAAUUUUGAGACACGCAAUUCCUACGUCAUCCACCAUCCCUAAUAACACUUUGGCUACCCUCACGCGCUCUGCUAUUACGCGCUUUACUGCCGAAUGCAUUCAGAGAGCUGCAGACUUGGUGAAUAAGGCGAAAAAGCCCGUCCUAUAUGUUGGUGCAGGUAUUCUCAACAAUGAGGAUGGUCCAAAGAGAUUGAAAGAGCUUGCUGACAAGGCAAAAAUUCCAGUCACUACCACCUUGGAAGGUCUGGGAGCAUUCGAUCAAAGAGAUGAAAAAUCACUUGACAUGUUGGGAAUGCACGGUGCCGGUGCUGCAAACAUGGCAAUCCAGAAAGCUGAUUUGAUUAUUGCCCUUGGUACCCGUUUUGAUGACAGAGUCACCGGUAACGUGUCCAAGUUUGCUCCACAAGCAAGACUAGCUGCAUCAGAAGGACGUGGAGGUAUUAUUCACUUUGAAAUUUCUCCAAAGAACAUAAAUAAGGUUGUUGAGGCCACGGAGGCUAUAGAAGGUGAUGUUACUCAGAACUUGGAGUUGUUCAACGAACUCGUUGAACCUGUUGAGUCAAGACCAGAAUGGUUCUCUCAAAUUCGGGAGUGGAAGCAGAAGUAUCCAUAUGCAUACGAGCACGAGGUUCCUGGAGGACCAAUCAAGCCACAAACCGUUAUAAAGGAAAUUGACAAGCAAUCUAGAGCCACUGGCCGUGAUAUUAUUAUCGCCACGGGUGUUGGACAGCAUCAAAUGUGGACUGCCCAAUAUGUUACGUGGACAAAGCCUCAUUCAUUUGUCACCUCCGGUGGUCUUGGAACCAUGGGAUUCGGACUUCCUGCUGCUAUUGGUGCUCAGGUCGCUAAGCCAGAGUCUAUUGUCAUCGAUAUUGAUGGCGAUGCCUCCUUCAACAUGACUUUGAUGGAGUUGUCCUCUGCCGUUCAGGCUAAUGCCCCUGUUAAGAUUGUGAUUUUGAACAAUGAAGAGCAAGGUAUGGUUACCCAGUGGCAGUCACUUUUCUACAAGCACAGAUAUUCGCAUACUCACCAGCACAAUCCUAACUUUGUUGGUGUUGCCGAGGCCAUGGGUCUGAAGGCAUUGAGGGUCAGCAAGCAAGAAGACUUAAAGCCAAGCAUCGCCAAACUGCUAGCAUACAAUCAGGGCCCAAUUUUACUGGAGGUGAAGGUUGAGCACAAGACUCCUGUCCUCCCUAUGGUUCCUAGUGGAAAAGGUUUGGAUGAGUUUAUAACUUAUAACCCAGAAUUUAUCCAUGAGCAGAAUGCCCUUAGACACAAGAGAAACAAUGGAAGGUUCGAUUGA